GCCACGCCCCCUCCCGUGCCUGCUCUCCGUUUCCCUGGGCUGCUAGGUGAGAGUCUGUCAGUGACAGCAAUGUCUCGGCCGGGAGAUGAGCUUCUCGGGAGUCUUCCUUACAAGACCGAACCCCGGAGAAGCCCCCGUCUCAGCCUGUUCCACCUCAAACUGACAGACUCUGCUCUGCGCUGCCUACGAGACUUCCAGAGGAGACAGGGUUCUGGAGCCUCUUCAUUACAGCCUGUGAUCACAUUCCAAGGCAACCAGGGGUAUAUCAAGAUCCCAUCUCCUAGUCCAGGCUGUGAAGAUAGAAUUCGCAUCUUUGCCUUCUACCUCUCCAGGGAGAGUAAGGAUAAGCCUCAGUCCAGUUUUGAGUGCAUACGGCAAGGCACCACAUGGUCAGGGGAGAAGCAACUCAGCUGCAUUGGCAGUAUACAAGACAAGAUCACCGUGUGUGCCACAGAUGAGUCCUAUCAGCUCACUCGGGAUCGCGUGUCUCAGGUGGAGAAAGAAACUUGGAGCAGGACAGCCAUUGAGAUCAAACCUGAAGCAUCACAUCGAAAUAAAUAUGUGAAGAUCCCGACUAAGAACAACAUGGAAGCCAGUAAGGAGGAAUCACAGUGCAGUCAGCGACCACCUGUUUUUUUAACGCCAGCAGCAAAGAAAUGUAACCGUGUUAGUGUGGAGAACAGGCCCCUUCAGGAAUGGAUCGUUCAUCUCCUAGCCCUGAAGCCUUACAAGAAACAGAAGAUCAUAUCAAGGCUAGAAAAAGCGGGUGAAAACCUUAGGGAGCAAAAGGAUCUUCUGGCUACCCUGGAUCUGGUGGGGAAGGUAAAUCCUAAAGAUGGCAGCUACAGCUUGAAAGAAGAGUUCUACACCCAAGUGAAGACUGACUGGGUGGGAUAUAGCUCGGAGGAGAGGCAGCACAUAGAAAGUACUCUGUCCAGGAAGCAUCUGAACAUUUCCGCAUCACGAAAUAUUCCAACAGCAAUGCCAGCUCCUCCUCAGAGAACACAGCAAGGCCCCCCUUCUUCUUAUUCCAGUGCCAGAGGCCAACAUUCUGAAUCUAAACGUCCACCUGCUGCAGAAAGCACAGAUAAUGGCAGUUGUAAAAAAAUGAAGACAUCACAUUUUGACAGUCGUCAACGAGAUUCAAAUUCCCCCCCAGCUCUGAACUCAAACUCUAGACAUAAGACUAGCCCAGUGCCUGAAAAUCAUAGUGUUUACUCUCUACACACUCACAAAAAUCAGAGUAACCAUCAAUCAGUGCCAAAGAGUCAACACAGGGAACAUCACAAGGAGAAAAUUCCAUGUGAAGCCCAGAACUCUGGAAAAGCCAAGCCUCGGGGGGGCACAUCCCAGUGUUCUCAAGGGCACAAACAAACUGAGUGGAAAAAAGAAGAAAAGAAGCAGCAGGACUCCAGUGAGGGAGAAGAGGAGGACGACGACUGGGAAGAAGGAGCUCUUCAACUGGAACGAUGCCUAUGCUCUCCAGAAGAAAAGCCCCCGCUAGCAGAACCUGCUUCUCCCUCUGACGAGAUUCCGGAUUAUUGCAAGAAGUACAGACCAAUUACAUGUGCAGAUCAGAAGCAAGUGUAUGAGAAGGACUUCACCACAGAUUAUACAGAGUAUCUCGAGCUCCAUGCCAAGAUCGGCAAAGUGCUGGAUCACUUUGUACGGCUCGGAUCCAAAAUGAAGAAGCUUCAGGAAGGCACAGUAGAGCACAAGAUGGCUGGAAAGAAAAUACUUGCAGAAUACAAGAAGUUCAAAUUGACCUACCCUGCAUAUCGAGAAGAAAAAGCCAAAUGUGAAUACUUACAUCACAAGUUAUCACACAUUAAGGAACUGAUCUUGGAAUAUGAAAAAAAUCCCCCAACCUAGCUCACUCGCUGCAUGGAAACGGAAAGGAAUAUCGUACCGCAUAGCAAGGAACUCAACCAAUCCUGAAGUGUCAUGAGAAGCCCAAGGUGAAAACGAGGCUCCACUGACUGGCGACAGCAAUGAAUAAUGUGCCACUAUUCAAACUAAUGUAAAAGUGAAAAAAAAUGUUGCAGCUCUGCCUUAGAACCGACAUAUACUGCCUUAUCUCUGUCUUUUGUACAGCUAUUAAAAAAAUAGAGGAUGGUGGGGGGAGAAUCUUAAGGUCAAUAUUUUGAUUUCAAAUAAGAAUACUGGAAACCCGCACUUCCCAGCAUUUUUCUUCAAAGCAGUGGAAUAUCCAGUCUGGCAGAAUAUUGGGGUUCCUAUUGUAUCAAAAUAACAGCAGGUUCAGGAGCCAGAUUGAUCCCACUGCAUCCCACACACCUAUCCAACAGCUCUGCCAUUCAAUUAGAACUUUCUAAUCCAGAGUAAAUAUGGUUUCAUUGUGCUGGUUACUCUGUGGCUCAUUAGAAUAACGAGGAUCAUAUUAGGUGUGAGAAGGUGCAUGUGAAAUCCAGAAGACCUGGCUGCUCGGUCUCUCAUCAAUAAACUAUUGCACACAAACCACCACUUCCCAAUGUCAUGUGACUAUUCCCCCCUUUCCCAAUUAGAUGAAUCAAAAGCCUGUAUUCCAGGUAUUCUCCAAUGAAAUCGCUGCACUGUAGUAUCUGGAUAAUUAUGUUGUAUAGCUUCUGAAUCAGGAGUCCAUUGAAUGAUUGUAUAACCUUAUAGGAAGAAAAUAAAAUGUUGUACUGUGUAUCUGUAUGCAAACUGUCCUGUAACUAAAUGACUUUACCAACUGGCCUUAUAAUAAUAAUAAUAAUAAUAAUAAUAAUAAUAAUAAUAAUAAUAAUACACACUGCCUACAAUAUCACUAGAAGCAGCAAGACUAAUCCUCCAACUACUGAUUAAGAGAUAAAAAGAAAUUAAAAUAUUCACUUCCAAGCAGAAAUCACUUGGAUUUUACAUUGUGACUGCGUUAAAACAGAAGCAGGAGACAAAUAUUGAACGACCUGUUGCAUGAAGCAGUUUUGUUACCCACCCUGGAUAAACAUGAAACUGUAAAAUAAAGCUGUUGGUUGUACAGAA
Molecule: messenger RNA, 3000 nt
Organism: Xenopus laevis (African clawed frog)
Lineage: Eukaryota; Metazoa; Chordata; Amphibia; Anura; Pipidae
Gene: ell3.L
Product: elongation factor RNA polymerase II-like 3 L homeolog
Exons: 12
Coding region: 70-1872 (600 amino acids)
Biological process (GO): transcription elongation by RNA polymerase II; positive regulation of transcription elongation by RNA polymerase II; transcription by RNA polymerase II
Cellular component (GO): transcription elongation factor complex; nucleus
Molecular function (GO): cis-regulatory region sequence-specific DNA binding
Source: RefSeq, a predicted model, not a curated record